AUGGCUAACGCUCCUCAAUUGUCCAUUGAGUCGCUGCCUGCCUGGGCCACGCUACAGGAUGUGAAGCUCCAACAGGUAGGCAUGCGCCACAUUGACGGGAAAGGUUACGGGCUCGUCGCAGGGACUAGACUGAACGCCUCGGAAGAGGCGAAUGAUGCCCUCGAGAUAAUGAGAGUUCCUGCCGAGCUCGUGUUAUCGGGGGAAGCUGUCGAAGAGUAUGCCAAGGUGGACCAUCACUUCAAACAGCUCAUAGAGGCCGCUGGUCGAAAGGUAUAUGAUAUCAUGAUUUACCUAUUGGUGCACAUAGUCUCGGGAAAGCACCCGGGGGACAAGAAUCGGCGCUGCGUGCCAACUCCGUGGAGCGAGUACAUCAAAUUCUUACCAAAAGCCAUUCCGGUUCCUACUCUCUGGUCAGAGCCUCACCGGCUACUUCUGAGAGGGACAUCAUUAGAGGACGCUCUGGAAGCCAAAGUCGCCACGCUCCAAAACGGGGCCACACUAUCCGACUGGUUCCUCGCUGACGCUUGGUACCGAUCACGAUGCCUGGAGCUGCCGCACGCCAGCCACGCCAUGGUCCCAGCGCUGGACAUGGUGAACCACGCCGGCGCCGGCACCGCGACGGCUUACUACGAGGAAGAGGCAAGCGGUGACGUGUCGCUUCGGAUCAGACCGGGCGCCCGCGUCCCUGCGGGGGACGAGAUCAGCAUCUCGUACGGGGACGGCAAGUCGGCGGCCGAGAUGCUUUUCAGCUACGGCUUCCUCGACGCAGACAGCAGCACCACGGCGCGGCAGUUGACCCUGCGCCUCGACCCCUUUCCGGACGAUCCCCUCGGCCUGGCCAAGCGGCGUGCCUUUGGCGGCGCCCCCGCCGUCACGCUCCGCCAGAUCGUCGGCGGCAACCUGUGGGAGAGCGGCUUUGUGCAUCUCAUGUGCCUCAACGAGGAGGACGGCCUCGACUUUGGCAUCCUGCAGGACGACACGGGCGGCAGGACGCUCAGGGUACUUUGGCAGGGCGACGAUGUGACGGAGCGAGCGCACGACUUUGAGAGCCUACUCCAACAGCACCAGCUGCGGGCACUGUUCCGGCUCCGCGCCGUGACCGUGGUCCAGGAACGGGCGGCGAGUCAGCUGGAGAAGCUGGCCGCCGCGCCGGGUGGCGGACAGCUGGAACCCUUGAUUGCGGCAGGCAUUAUCGAGCAGCAUCACGUAGACCUGGUCUCCGCCCUCAAGGACAUUGAACGCUCUGUACUCGAAGCCGCGGUAGCGGAACUAGAAGAAGAGAAAUCCAGACUUGUGGAAGACGAAAAUGUGGUGGCGUAUUUCGGGUCGAUGGAAGAUGACCAGAAUGAGUUAGCACAAGACGAUGCAACAGCACCAGCCAAUGACGAGGAGGACUUUAGCUAG
Cordyceps militaris CM01 is the source of this 1404-nucleotide messenger RNA. RefSeq names its product SET domain protein. The transcript is spliced from 5 exons. The record is from RefSeq and is a predicted model, not a curated record. Gene Ontology annotation, cellular component: nucleus. NCBI's taxonomy places the organism in Eukaryota, Fungi, Ascomycota, Sordariomycetes, Hypocreales, Cordycipitaceae. The coding region runs from base 1 to 1404 and encodes 467 amino acids. Gene Ontology annotation, molecular function: protein-lysine N-methyltransferase activity; protein binding. Gene Ontology annotation, biological process: peptidyl-lysine monomethylation.